Molecule: messenger RNA, 5283 nt
Organism: Toxoplasma gondii ME49
Lineage: Eukaryota; Apicomplexa; Conoidasida; Eucoccidiorida; Sarcocystidae
Exons: 1
Coding region: 1051-4494 (1147 amino acids)
Biological process (GO): negative regulation of transcription by RNA polymerase II
Cellular component (GO): nucleoplasm
Molecular function (GO): transcription corepressor activity; histone deacetylase binding
Source: RefSeq, a predicted model, not a curated record
GCGGACGAGAAGUCUUUUCUGCCGGCGCGGCGUCUCUCGGGGCUUUUCAAGAGUCUGGAGUGCCUCAGAAGCGACUCGUUUUCGCAAGAGAGCCUUUUUUCUUUUCUUGCACAUGCCCCGGCGAAAGCCUCGACCCGCCCGCCGCCACUCUUUCCGUCCACACGCCUCGGUUUCCGGCACAUAGCCGAGUCAUAACGGAGAUUCUGACUUGCAAGGAAAAGAAGGAGGAAGAAAACGUGUUCUGUGGACUGCCGCGGGGGUGGUCAAAUUCUCGCGUCCCCGUGCCGGCUUACUGCGAAACUCUCCAGGUACACAUCUGCGGUGUUUGUUCGAGGAGGGCGAAGAAAGCGGGUGCACGGGACUCUCGCUGUAGCGCGAACCGUGGACUGUGGAGCAGCGGCUAAAGUGUGCCUAAUCUGUUUUUCCUGGUGGAAAGGCGUGUUUCUCCAGCUUGCCUUUACGCCUGCGAACGCGAGGCUUUGUGCAGGGCGACAAACACCCCGAAACAACACCCGGAGUGUGGCUUUAGUACCUGCUCACGCUGUGCUGUGGCGUGCUGGUCACCUGUCUGUUUCGGCAGGCAGGUUAGUGUGGCAUUUAGCGCAGGUGAACUGCGACAAAAGUGGAAAAAGCUGGCGUUUCUCGGUCUCUCGUGGCUGCACAAGUCGCCAGCUCGAUUUUUGAGCUGCGGAAGAAAACUGCCGUUCCCAGAUCCAGAGGAGGGAGCAGGUUGUCACGAGAAAGGUGGAGCUUUUUUUGUGGCAAGAGGCACGAGACGCAAAGACGGGAGUUCUACUCUCUUCGUCUUCUUUCUUCUUCUUUUUUCCUUAACAACGUAUCCGUCGUUUUCCACUCUCCACUUCCGGUGUCCGUUGCCCGUUCGCGCGCCACCGCUCUCUUCCCCGUCUCGGAUGCUGUCUCGGCACCGUCUGCACGUUGAUUCUCCGCUCGUUUCUCCGUAAACGUUCAGUUUCUCGUACGUUUUUCUCAGUCCCGCGAAAAUUUUGCGCACUGACAGGUCCGUAAACAAGGACAGCGCUCUGUCCCGCAAUGGGGGGGGAGACGACCGGAACGCAGCCCGCCUCUGCGGCGUCUGCCGGCCUCGCUUCGCUCGCGUCUUCCUUGCAGGAAUCGCCUGGCGUUCCCACAUCUCACUCUCCUCAAACUCGGCACUUCGCUGAAAAUUAUUCAUCUUCAGAGCCUUCCCCCGACACAGACGUGCGGGUCGACCACCCAUCGGCCCCAGCGCCGCAUGUAGGUGGAUCCGCAAAAGCGAACUCCGAAAAGGACGGGGAAUCUGUGCCGAAAGAAGAGGAAAAGGCAAAUUCGAGGAAACAUCGUCGAGGAAGUGCACCCGGAGAGGCAGUUCAGGACGAACUCCUGGGCAAGUCGUCUCCGAAUGCUGGUGAAAACGCUGCUUCGGGGGUCGCGAGCCGCGGGCCUGCCACACCAGAGUCGAAACGCCGAAGGGAAACUCCAGCCGCGUCAGAGGCAACGGAGACGCAAACACACCAUCAAGGAGAUUCAGCGAAUGGAGAUAAUAAAGAAGGACCCAGUGCCGAGUGCCUGGGAAAGACUCCGUAUGCGAAGAGUCUUCCGGCUCGAGGCGUGCAGACAGAGGCAGCUGCUCGUCACGCAGCUGCCGCAAAUCCACCGCAAAAACCUGCAAGUGGAAGCGACUCAGGCAAGCCACGAGACGACGACUCAGCUGCCUCUGAACAACCCGUGAUAUCCGCGGCGGAAGCCCAGUGGAAAAGCGCAACUGACUGCCACACGCCUGCACCCCUGCCCGCGCAGCGCGGGGACGCCGGCGGCUUCAGUGUACAUACAGCUCACUCGGGUCGUGUGUUGCCACGCCACGGCGCCGGUUCGUCUGCAGCAAAGCAGGAGGAGGAAACGGGGAAGGUGGAAGCCCAAACAUGUGAAGAAGAUGCGGCCACGCACAGUAUGUUUUCAGACGCGCAGCCAGCUUCCCCGUCUCCCCACUUUGCGACAGUCUGUUCGUCUGCCGCCCUGGAACCCCUGGGGUCCCAGCCUCGUUCUCGGCGCGGCUGCCGGCGGCCUGAAGCCACUGCCUCACCUGCAUUGGGCUCGAGUGACGGCGACUUCGCCAGUCAGACAUGUGGGAGCUCUGGACCCGCCACAGCCGCUUCUGGGGGUUUCCCUACUGAGAAGAAGGUUCUGCGAUCGACUCUGGGAGAGAAAACAGGGGACGGAGGUGGGCGGGGGACCAGGCCGAAGACGGGCAAGAAUGUGGAGCCGAUCAAGCCGGAGAAGCGCGCGAAUGGCGUGACGCAGGCGAGUCCAGCUGGAGACUGUCUGGACGAGAACGGCGUGUCCAGAGAGUUCGCAUCAGACGCAGACAAGAAACUCGGCGCGGGAGGUCGCGACGACGGAUCGACAGAUCCUGCGGUAGCGGAAAACGCGUGCGGAUCAGCAGAGGCCCGCGGAAAGGUGCCUGUAGAGCAGAUGAACGGGACACACGCAGACGGUCUUCCUAACGCGAAACGGAGACGCCAAAACUUCCGAAACGCUCGCCAGAGCCCCUCGAUGUCUCCGUCGCCCUCUGUCGCUUCGCCUCUCAGUGCAACCAAGGCGGAGAUGGCCUGCUCGCCCCAGGGCGCCUCCACGCCGACCGCGAGCGAGCAGCUCUCGAACUCGGCUGCGUGCAAGCAGUCCGAAAGAGACCGCGAGGAGUCGCGGUCGAGACCCAUGAUCCACUCCGGCCGAGACGGACUCGCCGGAGCUGAAGGACCCGCGAGUGCCAGCGGGGCUGGCGCGGCUUCAGGACCCUCGUCAGCGGGCCCUCCUGUCUCUUCGGGACCGCGCCCGCCGUCACGGGAAUCGAGCGCCGCGCCUGCCGCGUAUGCGGGGUCGGGCAUGAGCACUCGAAAGCGGCGCGCCCAGAGUGCAGCAGCAGCAGCUGGGGCUGCAGCAACCGGAGAGAGCCUGGAAGGCUUGUCGUCGGGCGGCGAGAAGGGCGCCAGCUGGGGGGUUCGAGAGGGGUCAGAUGCAUCGAGUCCUGGACAAGGGACGUCGGACGCGAGGGCUUCGAAGAAAGGCGGAGGCCAGGCCGGAGGUGGAGCUGGAGAGAGAGGCGCGGGCCAGGCUUCCAGCCCCGGAGGGACGCCGGGGUGGGGCGACGCGACGGCGGCUGUGGGAGGCGCGACCUCGGAUCCGGGGGCGGCGGCGCGCUUCUCAGCGAGGCUGCGUCAGCGACCGGGAGACGCGAGAGCUGCGCUAGCCGCGCGAGCCUACAAUGUGCUUCCCGUCCCGUCGCCGUACGUAAACAGCAAGGUCCGGUGUUGCUGCUGUGGGACGGGCGUUGGAUCUUCCGCGGUACUGCUGGGGGGGUUCUUGGGGUCCGAAGACCCAGCGCUGGCGGCGCAGGCCUCGGGGGCAGGCCCUCCGGGGGCCACGGGACCAGAAGGCCCGGCGGGGGCGGACCCAAGUGCGUCCGGCGCAGGGGUUCCUGACGGCGUGCUCAUUUUGCCGCGGCGCAUCUCUGCAAAUGCAUACAACAACCUGGAGAUCCGCGCGCGCUACGACAUUUGCCAGAGACGGAUUCGGAAAGUCGAAGCCUGGCUCCAAAUGAUUGAAGAGUGGUACUUCGGUUCCGCGGCGCCAAGGUGGCAGAGCCUGCACCAGCAAACAGUACAGCAAGAACUCGUCGCGGCCGUCAAUUCCACCAAGCGAAGUCGGCGAAUCGAAGCUGUUCGGGGGGGCGGAGACGCGUCGGCGGGCCUCGUCGAGGCCCCCGUCCCCGUGUGCGCCCCUCCUUGGGCGGGAAGCUCGAGCAAGGGCUCCGGAGCUGAUGGUGGGAAGUCUGGAGGCACCUCCGGCUCUGGGGGGAUCUACGGGCUCUACUCCGAGGGGUCUUUAGCAGCGGGCGGCGGCGCGGGAGCCGAUACCGGCUCUGGAGGCGCGUUGAAAGAGGGGCGCGUGAACCUCGAGGGUGGCCUGGCGACCGCAGACAGCGUGAUCUACGCCCUCAUCGUAAGCAACAAUGUGGGCCGGAGUACGGCUUCGGGUGUGUAUGGCGGAAGCCACGGUGCAGGAGGUGGCGGAGACUCCGGGAGAGAAGCGAAAGACGGGAGCGGGGCUUUUGGAGCCGCGGGAGCGGGCGGCGGGAGGAAGGGGGAAGGUGGCGCUUCGACGAAGAGUGCAGCUGGAGGAAAAGGCAGUCGAGGCGGGGGGGCAGCCGGGGCAGCGCCUCGACUCGGAGCCGUGAAGUUGUCGCCCCUGGAACUCCUCACCUCGCCGCUGAGGAAGGAUAAUGUUAUUGAUCUCUGGGGCCCGAAAGAAGUGGCGUUGUUUGAGGCCGGGAUCUGCAAAUACGGCAAAGACUUCAGCGCUCUUCAGAGACUCAUUCAGACGAAAACAACGUGCGAGAUCGUCGACUUCUACUACCUGUGGAAGCAAACGAACCGAUAUCUCGCUUGGAAGCAACACCGCCACUUGUCCAAGACCAUUCUCCAUUCUGUCUUUGGAUGAGGCAACAUAGCCUUUGGUCCAGAGGAGCACGCUUAAACCCGAAACCAUUUUCUCCUUUUUGUGUUACGCCAGAUCGCCCUUGUGUUUUUCGUGACAAGCGUGAUCGCUUUGGGGGGAAGUGGCAGGGGGCAACUGCGGAUCAGCACAGUGAGAAACGAAAAACAGCUGGAAUAGUCAUGCAGACAGGGUCGUGACCGGUGGUGCCGACCACGGGGGCAACGGGGGUUAGGCGAGGAAGUGUCUGUUCCUCUGUUUUGUGCUGACCUCCCGACCCCAGGUGAUUCGAUGUUCUCUUGGGGUGAAGAAAUGACAAGGGCAGCUCUCUGUCCAGGAUAAUUGGGGUGUUGUGAUGAAAAGGUAGAGCAGACAUGGGAAGUCCCUGGUACGCGUUUCGCGUGAACAAGAGACUGUUCAAGAGCUUUCCAAACUAAGGGGAGGCAACGAGAAAAUUAGGGAGGGAAGACAAGUGGUAAAGAUAUGCGUGCCGGGAUGCGGACGUAGCUGGCGAACGAAGCGAAUUCAUAUAAGAGGAGCGUUGCCGGGUGAGUAAUGCAGGGCAAGGUGUGUUUUCUGUUGUCCGCGGUCUCGGAGUUCUGUAGGUUCUGUGAGCACGCUUGCGGAGAGGCAAGCUGAAAGGAUCUAGAAAUGUAUUUCUUGACAAAAACGCUGCAGCGCCCACUGAUAAGGUGACUGCCUACUUGUUGGUCCGUUUUUUUCAAGAUUAAAACACCUGUAGCCACUGCUUUUCUUGUUCGACUGCUGACGCUUCCCCGUGAAAAACAGGCAGCC